This is a messenger RNA of Moesziomyces aphidis, 1806 nucleotides long. Lineage: Eukaryota; Fungi; Basidiomycota; Ustilaginomycetes; Ustilaginales; Ustilaginaceae. The record is from the annotation of a GenBank genome assembly.
AUGUCGGAGCUAUUCGACUCGCUCAAUCUGAGCAACUCGGGUCCGUCGUCGUCGCAGCUAUCGUCGUCGCAGCCCUCGACAUCCAAGGUGUUCUGGCACGCCUCUCCCUCGCCCGGUGUGCUGCGCCAACUGAACAACUGGACACCCAGCAGAAGCCAGGAUUCCCCAACACUACCACUAUGCACACAGGCGUUUGUCGGCGAGCUCAAAAAGCUGCCGGGCGCGCUCGAGGCGCAGUCGCCGCUCGUCUCGAGAGAUGCAGCCAAGCGCAAGCUCGGCGGCAGCUCACGUAAACAGGGCCGCAACGUAUCAGACCCCACCACGAUCAAGGAGAAGACGCGCGGAUAUGCGGUGCUGGAGAUCUCGGAUGAUGACGAGGACGAUGCAGUGGGCGGCGCCGAUAAGCCUGCGCGGUUACUGCUCGGCGAUGUGGGCGAGUCGUCGCCCGAGUCGAGGCGCAGACGAACCAUGGACGCCGGCAAUACUGGCAGAGUGCGACAGCCGUCGUCGCCGUCUGACCUCAGCUGCUCUUCCAAAUCGACAAUGCAACCGAUGCCAGCAGUACAGCCGAGCUCGCAGCCGAUAGGAUCGCAUCGACGACUUGACCGCAGACAUCCCCGGCGGCGCAAGAGAGAAUCGCUCAUGGCCGGGCUCGGAUUUUCAGACGAAUCGGGCACCGACUGUCUGAAGCUCUUUGAGGAUCUUCAAGCCGCCAUACGAGGUAUCCAAGCACCUCGCACAGCAUCCGAUGGCCAUGCACAUCUCGCGCUGAACUCAGCCGGGCAGAGCAACUCGGGAGGAUCAGGCGCUGACCAGCCAGAAAGCGUGCGCCUGACACCAAGGGAAGGACUCAAUCGCACCACGUCCGCGCCGACCUCUGCGCGACCGAGCCUGAGCUCGGGCCCACACUCUGCACCACACGAAGACCAAGGGGAGGGAUCUCAGUCACGUCGAGUCUUUCGUCCGGUCAAGUCGGAUCACGACGUCUUCAAUGCAGUACGCCAGGAGGACGAGCGGCAGGCGCGCAUCCUCCAGCCCCGAGCCGUCAACGUUGCAGCACAGCCGGAGCCGCAGUCCAAACCUGCACAUUCCGCUCUUCGGUCACCAUCGCCAUCGGAACCGGUUCGACGACAAUCGCAGUUGCAUCCCAGUGCUCAAAAUGUCGGCACUGAAACCCGGCUUGAAACGGCUCUUCCUUUGCGAGCGCCUCCGCCGCCAGUCGAAGCUUCCGCAGCAACCAGACACGAUCAAAGCACUGCUGUCACGAUGCGGAAAGCGCACGAGGGCGCUGACGAGACCGCAGCGCGCGCGGCCGCCUCGCCGGUCAAGCGGUCGGCGCGGAUCGAGGCGAUGCAACAGACGAGCACGGGCAAAAAGCUGGGCGUGCGCGCACCCUCGGCGUUUACCAAGGCCGCAUCAGCCUCGCCGCGCAAGGCGGCUGACGGGACGGUUGUGCCGGUAGCAUCGCGCAAGGUGAGUGCGCCCGUUGCACGCGCGCGACCCCACGCGCUGCCCGGAAUGUCGCAGGCGCGCCAGCCGGGCCUGCCACGCAGCGCAUCGCAGUACGUCGCUUCGGCGUCGCAAGCUGGUGCCACUGCCGCCACUGCGGCGAGCGGGCCCGCAGCACCGUUCCGGCCUCCGGCGAUUUCGCGCGUUACACCCACCCGCCAACCGCCCAAACCAGCCCAACUGUCCAGCCGACGCAGCGCACAGCAGGGACGAGUCGAACACGCGGCCUCGUCGGACGACAGCUUUGCCGACGACGACGAUGCCUUUCUCGCCCUCGCCUGCGAGCUCGAGUACUGA